Molecule: messenger RNA, 1053 nt
Organism: Saccostrea echinata
Lineage: Eukaryota; Metazoa; Mollusca; Bivalvia; Ostreida; Ostreidae
Product: prostaglandin E2 receptor EP4 subtype-like
Exons: 2
Coding region: 1-1053 (350 amino acids)
Biological process (GO): inflammatory response; cellular response to prostaglandin E stimulus; positive regulation of cytosolic calcium ion concentration
Cellular component (GO): plasma membrane
Molecular function (GO): prostaglandin E receptor activity
Source: RefSeq, a predicted model, not a curated record
AUGGAUAGUGAUCGAAUUAUAAAUAAAAGGGUCAACGUUAACAAUUCAAACACUACUGCUGAAGAAACUGAGUCAGAAAGCAUUCUACCUCCCAGUCUUCAAUAUGCUUUCGGAUUUUUUGGAAACGUCAUGGCCAUAUUUUUUCUCUGUCGAUCUGCCGGGGAACAUAAAUGGAAACCUUUCUACAGAUUAGUUUGCGGUUUAGCUAUAACGGACUUUUGUGGGAUUGCCUUAGUUUACCCUGCGAUUAUGGCGCGCUAUAUAUCUGGGUUUACUUUUGAAUUUCCUAAACAGCUGUGUGAGUACUGUUCAUUUUGGUUCUGCUUUUCUUUCAUGUCUUCAGCACUGAUUGUCAGUGCCAUGUCCUUUGAUCGUUUUCUGGCCGUUCGUUUUCCAAUAUGGUACAGGAACUCUCAGGAAACGAGAGCUAACACAAUGCUUCUGGUGAUUUGGGCAUUUACAGCCACUGUAUCUUCCCUUAAUCUUAUAGGCAUUGGAUCAGUCAAAAACUUUUAUCCAGGAUCGUGGUGCUUUAUAGACUUUGCAAAUAAGGGAUUGUUAGAAAGGGUGAACACUUACAUAUAUUCCAUCAUUGGCUUUAUCAUUCUAUUAAUAACAGUUAUUCUAAACGUAGCUGUUGCUCAUUCCGUUUGCCGAAAACCAGUUUCAACAACUGUCGACAACAAAAGAAAAAGAAAUGACAUUUACAUCAUUAUAUUCCUGUUUUCUGUAGUGACUCUUUUCUCCAUUUGCUGGGUUCCAUUAAUGGUUCGUAUGUUGAUGAAUGCCAGCGCAAGGAAUCCUAAGAAUGGACCAGAGGAACUUCUGGCUGUGCGACUGACCAUUAAUAACUCUAUUGUUGACCCAUGGAUCUACAUCAUUCUACGCAGAGAAAAUCUUGUCAAAAUAGCAAGUUUAGUUCGCAGAUUUAACAGCCGUAAUCACAGACAGACAAAUAUUUUCACAGUAGAAUCAUAUACUGGUGAGAUUAACUCGAACACAAUCGAACAUAGCCCUUCAUUGAACAUUGCUACCUGCACAACACAAUUAUAA